AUGCGUACUACCACUGCUCUAGCCUUGCUGCCUCUGGCACUUGCUGCGCCUUCGAAGCGAUCUUCACCCGCGCCGGUUAUCAAGCCCCGAGGCGCCCAGCUUGUCGAUGGCAAGUACAUCGUCAAGAUGAAGGCUGACACGAAUGCCGAGUCUAUCCAGAGCUCUAUCCAGUCUGUCGCCAGCGACGCCGACUUCGUUUACAACACCAACAAGUUCAAGGGCUUCGCUUCCAGCCUGUCUGAGGAAGAGCUCGAGGCACUCAAGAACAAUGCUGAUGUUGACUACAUCGAGCAGGAUGCCAUUAUCACUAUCAAGGCUACCCAGGAGAACGCCGACUGGGGUCUAGCACGUCUCUCAAGCUCCGAGCCUGGCAGCACCACCUACACCUACGACGACAGUGCCGGUGAGGGUACCUGCGCCUAUAUCAUCGACACUGGCAUCGAAGUCGACCACGAGGAAUUCGAGGGCCGCGCCAAGUUCCUCAACAACUUCGCUGACGACGAUGACACCGACGGGAACGGUCACGGUACCCAUGUUGCCGGCACGAUCGGUUCCAAAACAUAUGGAGUUGCUAAGAAGACAUCUCUCUUCGCCGUCAAGGUCCUUGACGCCAGUGGUUCAGGUACUAACUCCGGUGUAAUCGCUGGUAUGGACUUCGUUGCCAAGGACGCAGCUGGCCAGACCUGCCCUAAGGGUGUCGUCGUCAACAUGUCCCUCGGAGGUUCCUCCUCCAGUGCCGUAAACGAGGCGGCCGCCAGCAUCGUUGAUGCCGGUCUCUUCCUUGCCGUUGCUGCUGGUAACGAGGCCACUGACGCUUCAUCUUCUUCCCCCGCCUCGGAAAAAACCGCCUGCACCGUCGGUGCCACUACCAAGGACGACGAGCUUGCCGAGUACUCCAACUUCGGCAGCCUUGUUGACAUCCUUGCCCCUGGAACUGACAUCGAGUCCACCUGGAUUGGUGGAGCCACUAACGUUAUCUCUGGAACCUCGAUGGCUUCCCCCCACAUUGCUGGCCUCGGUGCCUACUACUUGGGACUCGACGCUUCCCCCGUCGGCUCUCUCUGCGACUACAUUGCUAAGAGCGCUCUCUCUGAUGCCAUCUCUGGUGUUCCUAGCGACACUGCCAACCUUCUAGCUAACAACGGCGAGUCUUAA
Messenger RNA from Daldinia childiae, 1155 nucleotides. Its product is annotated as Proteinase T. Bases 1 to 1155 code for a protein of 384 amino acids. Gene Ontology annotation, biological process: proteolysis. Gene Ontology annotation, molecular function: serine-type endopeptidase activity. The transcript has 5 exons. Lineage: Eukaryota; Fungi; Ascomycota; Sordariomycetes; Xylariales; Hypoxylaceae. The record is from RefSeq and is a predicted model, not a curated record.